Molecule: messenger RNA, 2080 nt
Organism: Pezoporus flaviventris
Lineage: Eukaryota; Metazoa; Chordata; Aves; Psittaciformes; Psittacidae
Gene: PRKAB2
Product: protein kinase AMP-activated non-catalytic subunit beta 2
Exons: 9
Coding region: 340-1230 (296 amino acids)
Biological process (GO): signal transduction
Cellular component (GO): nucleus; cytoplasm; nucleotide-activated protein kinase complex
Molecular function (GO): protein kinase binding
Source: RefSeq, a predicted model, not a curated record
GAACGGCGCGCGGGGGCGGGCCAGAGCGCCCCGCAGAGGCUGGUGGCGGCGGCGGUGGGGGUGUCGCCAUUUUGGACGGAGGCGGAGAGCGGGGCGGUGGUGGCCAGGUCUGUCUUGGUACAAGAGGAUGUUCAGCAUUUCCUACCUUCCUCCCUGUAGAUGAGAAGUAAGGGAGCCUUAGUGGAGAUACUGGGGAAGAAGCUCCUCAACAGCAGGUCUAGUGGCACAGGGAUAGAUUUUAUGAGAAGCUGGCUGAGCCUCCUCCAGGGCAGAGGGGGAAGAUGUCAGAGCAAGUGGUGCAGCUCAUCUGACCUGGAUCUUCAGGGGAGCUGAACUGCCAUGGGGAACACCACCAGUGAGCGAGUGUCAGGGGAGCGCCACAGCUCCAAGUCCCACCGCUCAGAUGGCUCCGGUGCCACCCACCCUGCCAAGGAGCACCCACACAAGAUCAUGGUGGGCAGCACUGACGACCCCAAUGUUUUCAGCUCCCAUGAUUCCAAGAUUCCUGGGGAUAAGGAGUUUGUGUCAUGGCAGCCGGAUCUGGAGGAGUCAGUGAAACCAUCUCAACAGGCUCGUCCCACUGUCAUCCGCUGGGCUGAUGGAGGCAAAGAGGUCUUCAUCUCUGGAUCUUUCAACAACUGGAGCACCAAGAUCCCACUCAUCAAGAGCCACAAUGACUUUGUCGCUAUCCUGGACCUCCCAGAAGGAGAACACCAGUACAAAUUUUUUGUGGAUGGCCAGUGGGUCCAUGACCCAUCUGAGCCUGUGGUCACCAGCCAGAUGGGGACGAUUAACAACCUGAUUCACGUCAAGAAGUCUGACUUUGAGGUGUUUGAUGCUUUGAAGGUGGAUUCCCUGGAGAGCUCAGAAACCUCAGGUCGGGACUUGUCAAGCUCACCACCUGGACCUUAUGGCCAAGAAUUGUAUGUAUACCGGCCUGAGGAGCGCUUCAAAUCCCCACCCAUCCUCCCACCUCACCUCCUCCAGGUCAUCCUGAACAAGGACACCAAUAUCUCGUGUGACCCAGCACUGCUGCCCGAACCCAACCAUGUCAUGCUCAAUCACCUCUACGCACUGUCCAUCAAGGUUGGCACAGCCAGGCUGCACUGGGCUAUCCCCCUCCUGCUCCCACUGACGCUGUGCCUCUCGCAGGAUGGCGUGAUGGUGCUCAGUGCCACACACCGCUACAAGAAGAAGUAUGUCACCACGCUGCUGUACAAGCCCAUCUGAGCUGGGGCCUCACCCGCCCCCCACGCAGGACACCAAACGCCGCUUUGUCUGCACACACUGGGCCACAGGACUGUGCAAGAACUGACCGCUGGCUCCAGCCUCGAACGUGGCAGGGACGUGAGCCCUGGCAAUGAGCCCAGGGCCACUGCAGCUUGUGACACUGUCCGAUCCUACUGGUGUGGUUUGAUUUAACCCAUGGUUUCUGCUCACCUACAGCUCCCCUUGGCUUCUCUGAGUCUCUGGGGCCACUUUUGCUGCUCACCAGAACACCUUUUCCUUGUGCCCAGCAUGGAAAAGGCUUCACCUGCCCAUCUUGUCCAGCCUGCACAGGCCCCACGGUGGUCCUGGCAGUGCUUCCAGGAACAUGUCCUAUCUGCUGAAGGUUGCUGUGCUGUCCUGGUGAUGAGCUUCCAAGGCCACCUUGAUCCCUACAGGCUGUGGGACAACGCAGCCUGCCCCAUCCUGCAGCCCUGGCUAUGGUGCUGCCCCACUCCUUGUGCUCACUAGCUUUGAGGAAGGGCUCUCAGCCCUGGCUGCAGCUCCAACCCUCUGCCAGGUUCAGCAUUGAGCCAGCAGGAGGGAGGGUGCAGCUGGACUGGAUGCAGCCACGCUUACCUGCCACUGGGACAGCACCGUCAAGGACUGAACGCACAGUCCCCAACAUCGAGUGCUUCUGCAGGGAAUGGCUGACUUCGUCACAGCCAGAGGGACACCGUGCACGCCAUGCUGGAGGGGCCUGGGAAGAGCGGAGCAGGGCACGUAUCCCAGGACCCUGGCUACACUGCUUGCUGCCAGCGCAGUGCCACACAACAGGGUUUUCUCUAUUUAUUACAGUAUUUAUUGAUCUCGA